Molecule: messenger RNA, 3274 nt
Organism: Daucus carota subsp. sativus
Lineage: Eukaryota; Viridiplantae; Streptophyta; Magnoliopsida; Apiales; Apiaceae
Product: leucine-rich repeat receptor-like serine/threonine-protein kinase SKM1
Exons: 3
Coding region: 184-3084 (966 amino acids)
Biological process (GO): protein phosphorylation
Molecular function (GO): protein binding; protein kinase activity; ATP binding
Source: RefSeq, a predicted model, not a curated record
AUACACUCAUAUUUCUCACACUUAAACACUCUACAUUACUCACUUCGAACAUAAUUAAGCUUCUCUUUUGAUUCAUUCUGAGCUAGUACGUAGUCUUAAAGCCCGACAAAGCUUCACAUGCCCAGCUCAAGUAACUUUUGUGCAGAAAGCUAUUACUGAUCCUAUUGGUGUACCACAGCGCGCAUGACAAAUAUGUUGAAACAGAGGUCAAUGAGAGAUGAAGGAGCAUUGGUGCUGGUGUUCUGCUUAAUCGGAUUAUUUGCAUGCAGAUGUAGGGGAACCGAAUUCCAAAAUUUGUUGUCCAUUAAAUCUUCUAUUCGAGAUCCUUUGGGCUCGCUUUCCUCUUGGAAUUCUUCCACUUCGUUUUGCUAUUGGAAAGGGAUAACUUGUGACAAUUCCUCCCAUGUUAUGAAAGUUGAGCUCUCCGCGAAAAAUAUAUCUGGGAAGAUUUCCGGAUCUGUUUUUCAGUUGCCAUUCAUCCAAGUCAUCGACCUCUCUGAUAAUCAGCUCGAGGGUGGAAUUCCAAGUAAUAUUACAUCUUGUUUGUAUCUUAGAUAUCUCAAUCUAAGCAGCAAUAACUUUACAGGUUCAUUGCCAAAAAGCUGGAUUUCCGGGCUUCAAACACUAGACAUUUCGAACAACAUGUUUUCAGGUGAAAUUCCUGAAGAAAUAGGAUUAAUCUCCAGUCUCAGAGUUCUUGAUCUUGGUGGAAAUGCUUUGGUGGGGAAAAUUCCAAAAUCCAUCAUAAACAUGACAAAUCUUGAAUACUUGACUUUGGCUUCUAAUGAAUUAGUUGGAGGAAUUCCAAGUGAGAUAGGCCUGAUGAAGAAUUUGAAGUUGAUUUACUUGGGAUACAACAAUCUUUCGGGUCAGAUUCCGCGGAGCAUUGGUGAGUUAUCUUCAUUAAAUCAUCUUAAUCUUGUGUACAACAACCUUACUGGUGAAGUUCCACCAUCUCUUGGCAAUCUAUCCAAUCUUGAAUACUUGUUCUUGUACUUGAAUAGCCUCAGUGGAUCCAUUCCUCACUCUAUUCUUAAUCUUCAAAGAUUAAAAUCGCUUGAUUUAAGCGAUAAUCUUUUAUCCGGUGAAAUUCCAGAACUGAUAGGCCAGUUAAACAACUUGCAGAUUCUCCAUUUGUUUUCCAACAAUCUUACAGGGAAAAUCCCAGAUUCUGUAACCUUUCUGCCUCAUCUCCAAGUCCUCCAGUUAUGGUCUAAUAAAAUAUCUGGGGAGAUCCCGAAAAAUCUUGGAAAAUAUAAUAAUCUCACCGUAUUAGACCUUUCUACCAACAAUCUAACAGGAAAAAUACCCGAAACCCUUUGUGAGUCUGGCCAUCUGGCUAAGCUCAUCCUUUUCUCAAACUCACUUGAAGGUGAAUUACCCCAAAGCCUUGGCCGCUGCACGAGUCUACAGAGGAUACGGCUCCAGAACAACCGAUUUUCAGGCCAACUAUCAUCAGAAUUCAUCAAACUGCCACUUGUUUACUUCCUUGAUAUCUCAGGAAACAAAUUCUUGGGCAGGAUCAGUGAGAGAACUUGGUCUAUGCCAGAACUCGAAAUGCUGAACUUAUCACGCAACAAAUUUUUUGGCAAUUUGCCUGAGAGUUUCGGUAGUAAGAACCUGGAGAAUGUGGACUUAUCCGAAAAUGAUUUUUCCGGACCAAUUCCACCAAGUUUUGGGAACUUAUCGGAGCUUGUGCAGUUGAAGCUUAGUAAAAACAAGCUCUCAGGAAACAUCCCAGAAGAAUUAUCCUUCUGCCGAAUGCUUGUGAAUCUUGACCUAAGCCAUAAUCAGCUUAUCGGUAAGAUUCCUAUUAGUUUCUCCGAAAUGCCAGUCCUGGGGCAGCUUGAUUUGUCAUGUAAUCAACUCUCUGGUGAAAUCUCUCACAGUUUAGGCAAAGUGGAGUCACUUGUUCAAGUCAACAUUUCUCACAACCAUUUCCAUGGAAGUCUACCAUCUACCGGAGCUUUUGUCGCCAUCAAACCAAGUGCAGUGACAGGUAACAACUUAUGUGGUGGUUCUACUAGCAGUUUAUGGCCAUGCAAAGGUCUCAAGACUUCUGCUUGGUGGUUUCUCCUGAGCUGCAUUGUAGCGGCUUUAGCCGUUCUUGGACUUUCAGCUUUUGUCAUUCUUCUACUUGUACGAAGAAAAAGGAUUACUAAUCUUCAGAGGAUGGAAAGAAGUGAGGAUGGAAGUUGGGAGCUCCAGUUCAUGCAUGACAAGGCCUGUAAAUGGAUCACAAUUGAUGAUGUUUUAUCGUCUGUUCGAGAUGAAGAUAUCAUCAUAAGAGGCAAAUUUGGAAACUCUUACAUAGGCAAGUCCUCGUUAGCCAACAUGCAUAUGCAGUUCUUGAUUAAUGAUAUCAGCUCAAUUUCUCCAUCGCAAGUUUGUGAAUUUUAUAGGCUCCAGCAUCCAAACAUAGCGAAGCCCAUCGCCAUUUGUAUGUCAGCCAAGGGUGGAUAUUUGGUCUAUGAAUAUGUUGAAGGGAAUUUUUUGAGAGAGAUUAUUUCAAAAAUAAGCUGGGAAAAUCGUAAAGACAUUGCAGUUGGAAUUGCCAAAGCUCUCAAGCAUGUUCAUUCUCAUAGUUCACCGAGUACUCUUCUAUGUGAAAUUUCAAGUGACAAAAUUAUGGUUUCUGAGAAAGAUGAGCCUUGCUUGAGACUGACCUUAUCAGGAACAACUUCAUCAAUGGAUACCAAGUGUUUUCUCUCUUCGGCUUACAUUUCUGCAGAAAGCUGCAGAGAAACCAAAGGGACUACUGAAAAGAGUGACAUCUACGGAUUCGGGCUUCUGCUAAUUGAAUUGCUGACCGGAAGAAGUUCAAGCAGCCGUGUUGAAUUAAGUGUGCAUGAGAAUAUAGUCGCGUGGGCGCGUUAUUGCUACGCGGAUUGUCAUCUGGAGACGUGGGUUGAUCCAAUAAUUAAAGCUUAUGCACUUAAUCAUCACAGCCAAAUUGUGGAGACAAUGAAUCUGGCGCUUCAAUGCACUGCUUGUGACCCGGCGGUCAGGCCGUGUGCUAAUGACCUAGUAAAAACCCUAAAGCGCAUCAUGAUUUCUAGCUCGUGCGUUAUAGAUAUAGAUUGAAUUAACUAGUUAUUAAUUUGAUUUGCAACUUUUUUUUGGUUUUCUAUCGUUAGUUUUCAGGUUCUAAAUCCAGUCGUUCGUAUAUGAGGUUUUGAUGAGUGAGAGUGAUUUGUAGAAUAUAAUCAUGUAUUGCUGGAUUUGAUGACGAAUAUAUAAAAGACAUGCAUGUGGGUUAGAUAUAAACACAUAA